CUCGAACCGUGUCAGAGUGAAUCCGUGCUAUAAAAGUACCAUGUUAUACGGGGGAUGGUACCAAUUCUCGAACCGUGUUAGAGUGAAUCCAUGCUAUAGAAGUGCCGUGUUAUGCGGGGGUUACCCGUAUUUUGUAGAUCGUGGAAACACCAAAAUAAUUACUUUAGAAUAAAUAAAACAGGUAAUUUCAAAGUUUAUGACUCUCUAUUUCAAGCUGUGUAGUGUAUGCUAUCAAGAAUUGACUCUCAACAAUGGCAUAGUGAAAUAAUUCAAGAACUAUUGAGAAUAUUACCUGGAGGAAAAGAAAUAAAUGUUAAAGUAUAGACAAAGUCGAAACGGACGAUGAUAAUAUGUGUAUUGUGGGCAUUCCCUACGUAAGUGACCAUGUAAUUGAGACUGGUCUUGUAAGAUAUAGUAAAUAACAUUCACUCUGCAUAAGCUUUGCAGUUAGGUGGUUAAAAGCAUGUAAAAAUUUGUAUAAAUAAGCUAUAUUUGAAUAUUAUAAUUAGUAUGUAAGCUAUAUGAGUUGUAAAUAAAUGCAGUGUGAAGUCCAUUUUAAGAAAAAACAAUUGAGAGCUAGGAGUGUGAUCUUUGAGUUUGAUUUAAACUAAUAAAAAUUGCAGAUUAUCUUAAUAAACAACUUUUGUCUUGAUACUUCAUGUAAAUUGAAGUACACUAUAUGAAUGAAAAUUUAUAGGGAUGGGUCAAAAUAAUAUAUUAUUUAUCUGUAUGAGUGAUAAAAUUUUUUUCUGUUUUGUAAAAUGAAGGUAAUACAGUACCUAAAUCACAAUAAACUCACUAAUUUAGUCAAUGGCAUUUACAUAAUUAAUUUACAUUUUGUAAAUUAAGCACAAAGCAAGGUGGCCCAAUUUUUUCAGUUGGAGACAAAAAGUGCAUUCGAGCUUAUGUCAUGGCUGGGAAGAGAAUUUUUUUAAAGUGGAAAUAAAGUAUCUUAUUGAGUUUUAUGUGUAGCUAGACAUUCUGAGAUUGCUGAGCACAACGCAGGCUGAUUAAAGAUGAAUGCCAGUUUUCAUUUAUGUGGUCAUUCUAUCGUGUGUUUCUGAGCCACUUUUGUCAUUUCCCUCACUUUUAUGCGCAGAAUAGAUUAUGGACGCCAUUAUAUUGAAGAAAUGACAAAAAAAUUCUGAGUGUAUUCACAUGGCUAAGAAUUAGGCUUAUAGGAACAAAUUCGCACUAGUACCACCCAUCGUACACGUUUAUAUACUUUUUUCGACCCUUCUUUAAACUAUUCGUAAUUAAUAGACGGUCCCGUGGUAGUGCAGACACCUCACUUGUCAAACCAAAAUUUUUUUGAAGUUGGAUACACAAGGGUUCACGCAGAGUGUCGAUAUUCGCUAUUCGACACUAUCGCUUCAAUAUCAUUUUCUAACAUAAUGUUAAUGUUAACGUAAUAAAUGCAUGCGUUAUUAAAAGAUCAUUGUCAAAUGAAACCUAAUACAGUACAAAGUGCAAACGAAUGGGAACGUUUAAUUCUUGUUUUCAUAUUUGUUCUUUGUUUAUAAUAUCUUUUAAAUUAACUAAUUUUUAACUUGAUAAAUAAAAACAAAAAAUUAACGUAAUCCUUAUUUAUGUGAGGGCCCAAAUCGAGUUCGAACCUGUGAAAAUUAUACAAAUUGUGUAAUAAUGAGCGCGGUGCGAAGAUAAACGAGUUCCGAACACGAUUCCGAAGGGUGUUAAGUUAACAUCCGUUGAGUCGGCGACGCCGAACUUUCACACCAACGCUCAUAUACAAAUAAUUGGAAGUGAACUUGAUCGGGAAAGGAGAUUUGACAAAGGAAAAUAAAAAAAAAGUGGAAAAAUUUAUUGACGUUUUAACCGUCAUAGAAAGGAAAUAACGGAUUAAAAUGUGAGCGCAGGUGUCUUAUUUCCAUCAAUAAUACCGGUCAGAGGAGAAGGAUGGUGUCGAAUAGACGAUCCAAAGUAGACUUUUGUCGUGACCCAAACUGAUCUCGGUUGUCACCUGGAGACAGAAGAGAGACCAAUCGGGUAGCGAGAUAAGGGAACUUAAAUCAAUCGAAAAGAAGACUCGGAGAAGAAAUUUUAUAAAAAUCCCGAAACUCGAGGUCGAGAGGAGCUUUUUCUAAUUGUGUGAAACGACUAAGCACUCCGUGUCGUCGUAUAAUUGGGAUCGUCCCAACUUCAACUUCUUUACUUAAGACCUCCACUAGCCUAGGCUGUCAUCAACUGUCCUCGCAGUUCCAAACCAUCGAUUGUCACCGCUACUAUCUCAUCGACUGGCUGCACAACCUCGGUCGAUUAAGCGAAAGGCACUAGUAACGAACCUUACUACGACCGACGAAACAUUAGGAACAACCUGUUCAUUUGACUAAUUGGUUUUUAUUGUCGUGCCUGCCUUAACCAUGACGUUUUUUAGUAUUUGGAUGUAUAAGCAAGAUGUGGAGAUGUUGAAAAAAAGUAAUAAUUCUCCUUCCCGUUUAAGACGGUACAUUCGAAUUGUUCUACAUGUGCUCCAGCUGGGACCGCUUCUCAGAUACAUAGAUUCUCUAAUAUAUGGUUUAAAAUGCCGGAGAAAUAAAGAUAAAGAAUUUUAUCAUAGUAGAAUGCAACACGAAGGAUGCGACGCCGCUUUUCUAAGACUACUUGAAGCUUUUAUGGAAGCUGCACCUCAAGUAAUAUUGCAAACUUAUAUAAUUGUUAAAAAUUCACUAGAUGACCCAAAUUAUAUUUUGACUGUGAAGACUGAAGGCUUUUCAAUUUUGACAUCUCUGAUUUCUCUUCCCUGGGCUUUGGCUUCUUAUCAUCGUUUUUCACGUUUCUGUCUACCUCGAAAACAAAAUAUUUUGUGGAAAGGAACAAUUGUUCAAUUACUGUGGCAUUUUUUUACAAUUUCUGCAAGAGUGUUUAGUCUUAGUUUAUUGGCAACAUUAUCUCCUGUAAUUCUUGGUAUUGGAUGUUUUUGUCAUUGGUUGAUGAUGACAUGCUGGAUUAUUUCAAUGAAAACAUCAUUUUAUGAAAACAAAUUUCAAGAAAUAAUGUACAAUGCAAUAUUGGGUAUAGUUUUCAUUUUUUGUUAUUAUAAUCCAAUUGAUUCACAAACGAGAUAUCGAUACGUAAUAUAUUUUAUCAUUACAUUUAUUGAAAACACCGCAAUUAUAACACUGUGGUAUUACUAUAUUGAUCCUUUACCUUGGUUUUAUUUAUAUGUCAUGGUGAUUAUUGGCCUUAGUUUCUUCAUUGGCAUUUUCUUCAUGAUUCUUUACUAUUUGACUCUUCACCCGACUGGGAAAAUAUCAAUAUGGAGAAAACCCAAUUCUACUUCUGACCAAAAUAAAGAAAAUAUACCCAUGGAGAAAGUUUGAGAUUUAGUAACCGAGUUUCCAGUGUUAAUUUUAAAAUACUCCUAAUUUGUAUUGAUAUAAGCAAAAUACUUUAAGUAACUCCUUUUUUUUUAAAUUUUCUUUAAGUUCUUUAAGUACUUAAAAAAAUUGUUUUAAAUAUACAAAGUAUAUUAAUAAUUACAUUGUAAAUACUUUUUCUUAGAUUUUUUUCUUGUAUGUUUUAUAUUAUAUUAAAUCAACUUUUAAGUACAGUUAUAUAAAUAUAGUUGUUUAUAAGCAUAUUACAAUAUAUGUUAUGUCAAAAACUUUUUAUAUUGUUACAUUAUAUGAAACUUAAUGCUCAUUGAAUACUGCAUUUUUUACCGGGUAUAACUCACAAGUUAACCAUGUUUAGAUGAUAAAUUGAAAGCGUUACAAAAUUAGGUUACACAACGGGGCAGACUAUAUGCCAGUUUUAAAUUGUAAUCACAACCUUGUACCAAUCACAACUCCAUAUAUAUCCUGAGCUACUAUGCCACAGGCUCAGGAUAUACAUGGAGUUGGGGUUUUGUGAAGAUUUUAUUUUUGUUCUAGCAAUUUGCUGUGAAAUGUAUGCUGCUGUACAACAUACAGUACAACAAACUUUUAGAUCUGGUUUCUUUAUGAAAAUUUUGUUUUAAAUUGUAUAUUACCUUUUCAUAUACCUGGGCAAUAUCAAAUGAUCUUAAAUUUAGUACUUAAUUCAUCAAAAAAGUACUUUAAUUCUUACUAAGUCAUUAUUUUUCUUAUUGGAAAUGCAACUGUACUGUACAUGUUUUUGGGAAAGUACUUUUAAAACAUUUCUAAAAAUAUACAAAAUAUAUUUUUAUACAAAUUUUUUUGUAUAAGGAAAAAAA
Messenger RNA from Centruroides sculpturatus (bark scorpion), 4195 nucleotides. RefSeq names its product XK-related protein 6-like. Bases 2382 to 3341 code for a protein of 319 amino acids. Gene Ontology annotation, biological process: apoptotic process involved in development; engulfment of apoptotic cell; phosphatidylserine exposure on apoptotic cell surface. The transcript is spliced from 6 exons. NCBI's taxonomy places the organism in Eukaryota, Metazoa, Arthropoda, Arachnida, Scorpiones, Buthidae. Gene Ontology annotation, cellular component: plasma membrane. The record is from RefSeq and is a predicted model, not a curated record.